Paramecium tetraurelia is the source of this 2547-nucleotide messenger RNA. RefSeq lists its product as uncharacterized. The transcript is spliced from 3 exons. Lineage: Eukaryota; Ciliophora; Oligohymenophorea; Peniculida; Parameciidae. The record is from RefSeq and is a predicted model, not a curated record. Gene Ontology annotation, biological process: phosphorelay signal transduction system; phosphorylation. Gene Ontology annotation, molecular function: phosphorelay sensor kinase activity.
AUGUUUUCGAAAAAAUAAUAGGCUCCUUUUAAGGUUCAUUUAUCAAUGAUAAUAUUACAAAUAUUUCAUUUCAUAAGAUAACUGAUAUCUUACUAUUAUCGUAAGGAUUAAUUUGUCAUAUUUUUGAUGUCGAAUUGUUUAUUCCAAAUGGCAUCAGAAGUCUUAUUAAUUAAUAAGAUGAAAUUUGGCUAAAAGAAUGUAUAAUUUGUAUUCAUAUUGAUUAAUGUUGUUCUCUUUUAGGUAGAAUCAAUUAAAUAUGGCUUUGAAAAUGUGGAAUGUAAUUCAUUGUUUAUCAUUAUAAUAUUUUUACUGAAAGAUUGUUAACACUAACAUACUAAUACUGAAAAAAAAAUUUAGUAAGCGAUGAAAAUUGGUUUACUUUUAGUUAUUUUUUUCAGUUUCACACACUUUAAAUUGGAUAUUGAAGAUAAUAGAACUAUUUUUUAUUAUUUUAGAAUUUUUAAUUAGAAGUUAAAUGUAGCACUUUCUAUUUACCUAUUAUCGGAGGAAAAUGAAAAAUAAGAUUAAGAAAAGAAAAUGCAUUGUUUGUCGAUUAUAGAUGAAAAAGUUAUACCAAUGUAAUAAAAAGUACUGGAAUAGAGGGAAUGUCGAAAAAAAGGAACAAAAAGAUAUUCCUUUUAGGAAUUAAGUGAGUUGAUUACUGAAAGAAAAUUAACUUAUUAAAAAUACUAAUCUACUUUUUCUAUUGAUGAAAAUAUAUUAUUAGAAUUUUUAUCAGAAGCAGUAAUAAUUAUUAAGUUUGAGAAAAAUGAAGACUCUAUCUAUAAACCUCGAGUUGAUUAUUAAAAUUCAAUAAGUAAAGUUAUGUUUUAGAAGAGUAAUUCAGAUUUAAUAACAUUUUUUGAAAAAAUUUCCAGUGAAAUUCUAAGCGAUGAUUCACCUGUUAAUCCUAGAAGCUCUCUAUUAUCAUUUUAGAGUCUUGCAUAACAAUAGUAUAAAAAUAUGAAAAGAUCAAAUAAAUUUAACCCAUAAUAAUUUAUAGUAACAGAGUUAAAACCAAAUAUAAAAUGUGGAGAUCAAUCUCUCUCGCCAAGAUUGAGAUCUUUAACCAUUUAAUUAAAUACUGUUUAGAAAUGUAUGUACUAUGUUUUUAAUACAAAGAGGUAACGGUUUGAAGUGAAUGGCAAAGCAGAAGCUUUGAUAAUUGAAACAAACUUUGAGAUUGAUGGCUAAAAAAAAACUGUAGAAAUAAUCAUUACAAUUGGGGGUGAAGACCAAAUACUUAUGAUAGCGAGAGAUGUAAUGCAUAGAAAAAACAUAAAAGAACUUCUAGAAAUAAAUUAAUCUAAAUCUAAGAUUUUAUCAUUUGUAAGUCAUGAAUUUAGAUCUCCAUUAAAUGUUAUGAUAAAUGUUCUCUAAAAUAUGAAAUAGGAUAAUAGUAUUAGUGAUUCGGUAUUGUAAAAUCUUACAAUUGUUUUGGAGAAUUCUUUUUACAUGCUAAAUUUGUCCAAUGAUUUGCUUGAUUUAGCUCAAAUUAAAAAUGAAACCUUUAGUUUAAAUUUAAAAACAAUGGAUAUUAUACAAUUAGGAGAAGAAUGCAUCAAAAUGUUUUAAUUAUAGGCCAGACAAAAAAACAUAUUGUUAUUUAUAAAGACUAAUAUUAAACCAUUAUAUUUAUACACUGAUAGGAAUAGAUUGAAAUAGAUAAUUAUAAAUCUAUUAGCAAAUGCGAUGAAAUUCACAUCUAAAGGGAAUAUAAUAAUUAAGAUUUAAUAAAAAGGGUUGUUAGUGGACAUUGGAGUUGAAGAUACUGGCUUAGGAAUCUCAUAAUAAGAUCAAUCUAAACUAUUUAAAGCUUUUGGCAAACUCAAAGAUAGGGAACAUUAGAAAUUAAAUGAAUAAGGAGUUGGCCUAGGUCUAGUAAUUAGUCAUAAAAUAGCAUAAUAAUUAUCAUUUGAUGGAUAAGGAUUAUAAGUAAUUUCUAAAGAUGCAACUUAAGAAGACCAUGGAUCAUACUUUUAUUUGACACUAAAAAUUAAGUAUUUUCACACAAAAACCAAUUUAUAUUAACUUUAGCAAGUCUAAAUUAACGAUAAAGAGUCUCUAAUAUAAGACACAUAAAUAGAGUUUUAAUAAAUUAGACUAACAAUUAAUAAAGAUGCUCAUUCUUUUGCUGAUGCUGAAAAAUUUUCUGUUAAAAGCACUUGUAAACAUAUCCUAAUAGUUGAUGAUAACAUAUUCAACUAAGACGUUUUAGAAAUGCUUAUAAAAUAAUUUACAAAUACUCAAAUUGAUAAAAGUAAUAGCGGAUUAGAAGCAAUUGAGUCUGUGAAAUCUAAGAAAUGCAAUGAAAGCUGUAUAGGGUAUUAAGCCAUAUUUAUGGAUAUGGAGAUGCCAGGUUUAAAUGGAAUGUAAGCAUCUGCCCAAAUUUUAAAAAUUGAUCCAAAAAUUAAAAUAUUCAUAGUUUCUGGAUAUGAUAAAUCUCAAUUUGAUGGGGAAGUCAAUACUAUUAGGAUUAAAGAUUAUAUUGUAAAACCAAUCCAUAAAGAUGUCAUUUAAAAGAUAAUAUUAGAAAAUUAUCUAUGA